AUGCUGACCCCGAUGGUGGCUGGAGGGGUGGUGUUCCCCGGACUCUUCCUGCUCUCCAAGAACACGCUCCAGCGGCUGCCCCAGCUGCGCUGGGGGGAGGCCGACGCGGUCAUUGUCUCAGCCAGGCUAGUGUCCUCUGUCCAAGCCGUCAUGGCCUCCACAGCUGGCUACAUCGUCUCCACCUCCUGCAAGCACAUCAUAGAUGACCAACACUGGCUUUCCUCUGCCUACACGCAAUUUGCAGUGCCCUACUUCAUCUAUGACAUCUACGCCAUGUUCCUCUGUCACUGGCACAAGCACCAGGUCAAGGGGCACGGAGGGGACGAAGGGGGGACCAGAGCCCCGGGCAGCACCUGGGCCGUGGCACGCGGCUACCUGCACAAGGAGUUCCUCAUGGUGCUCCACCAUGCCGUCAUGGUGCUCGUGUGCUUCCCACUGUCGGUGGUGUGGCGUCAAGGCAAGGGAGAUUUCUUUCUAGGCUGCUUGCUGAUGGCAGAGGUCAGCACCCCCUUCGUCUGCCUUGGCAAGAUCCUAAUCCAGUACAAGCAGCAGCACACGCUGCUGCACAAGGUGAACGGGGCCCUGAUGCUGCUCAGCUUCCUCUGCUGCCGGGUGCUGCUCUUCCCCUACCUGUACUGGGCCUACGGGCGGCACGCGGGCCUGCCCCUGCUCGCCGUGCCGCUCGCCAUCCCGGCCCACGUCAACCUGGGCGCCGCGCUGCUCCUCGCCCCGCAGCUCUACUGGUUCUUCCUCAUCUGCCGCGGGGCCUGCCGCCUCUUCCGGCCCCGGGGCUCCCGGCCGCCCUCCCCCUGUCAGACCCAGGACUGA
Molecule: messenger RNA, 828 nt
Organism: Mesoplodon densirostris (Blainville's beaked whale)
Lineage: Eukaryota; Metazoa; Chordata; Mammalia; Artiodactyla; Ziphiidae
Gene: TLCD3B
Product: TLC domain containing 3B
Exons: 5
Coding region: 1-828 (275 amino acids)
Biological process (GO): lipid homeostasis; ceramide biosynthetic process
Cellular component (GO): membrane; endoplasmic reticulum
Molecular function (GO): sphingosine N-acyltransferase activity
Source: RefSeq, a predicted model, not a curated record